CUCGUCCCUUAGCCUUGCCUGCUAGCUUGCAAUAAAGCACCGGACGUAUCGUCCUCCGCUGUGGAGCCUGGAGUGUGUCUGGUGCAGUACAGUGCCUGUUUAGCCAAAAAUGACGUUCGCGUUGUCGAUAGUGUUCAUUGCAGGAAUAAUCCGUUCAUCAUGUGUCUCGGACAAAGGCUUGUGUUCAAUGCUCGACCAAACGUAGACUCGGAGCUUCUCUGACUGUGAUCCAACCGCUGGCAACGCGAUGUUCCGUCCGUCUCUGCGGUCGGGAUCGAGUGCACGGCUCUAGACUUUCCUCGGACUCCAAGACGAGGAUGCAAUGUCUGUGCUCACGACAAGGACGUUCGUUUCUUGAGGUUGAGAGGGAUUUGGUCUGAGACUACUUGCGAAGGAGACGCUGGGGAAGGCACAGAGCACUCUGGACUAUUCACAAGUUCCGGCACAAGUGGAAUGGUACAGACGACGUUAAAUUCGGGUUUCAGUAGGAGAGUCAUCUGCUGCAGCGAGACGUGUGUCUGCUUCGGUUUGUGGGUUAUUAUAGACGUUAUUGAGUAGAUGAGCAUCCACGAAGUAAUUGGCGAUACGAACCGUCGGAAUCGGAAAGUCGAGGACUUAAGGUGCAGCGCCAAGAUUGCGGCCUUCGAGGACGAGGUGGACGAAGCCAAUCCACAAAUUGAACAGGACUUUGAUGCACGGACAAAACAUUGUCAAGAUUUUGAGUUGAAGCAAGAGGUGGUAGUAAUUCCUUCCGUAAACGACGAAGCAACUCAAGCAGCAGCCGAUGUGGCCGCCAGGAGAAAGCAGCUUUUUCAGCAAUUUGAGAAAGAAAGACAGUUGCUACUUGAGAGACUGCAGCCUGAAGAGAUGAUCAAAGCCAACAACUCCGACAGUUUUGAUGAAGUUCGGUGUGCGGAUGAAAUGUACUGUUCUAAAAGAGAGGAGCAUAUAGAUAUUGGCACUGACACGAGGACCAAGGAGUUUGCCCUGCCCGUUGUAAAGAAGGGGACCGACUCGGAGCUAGAUCCUACCAUGGCUUAUGAAGAGAAAUCAGAGAAGCUGCAAUGGGAACAAGAAGAUCAUUUCAGUUCCUCUGUCCUAUCUAGAGCAAAACUACCGGACUUUUCAGAGUUUAGCUUGCUCUCCCAUUAUCUUCCUUCUGCGCUGGAUGACAGAGGAAAUUCCACGGAAUUAGAGCUCGAAGAACUUUCACGGCAGGUUCAAGUCCUUGUGCAUCAACUGGCUGGUUGUCGACAAAACCUUCUACGAGCGGAAGUGGAGGUGGGUGUGCUUCAUGCAGAAAACCGUGAGCUUCGGAUCCUCAUCAAAGACCUUCUGGCAGCUUACUCAAGACCCUGCAGUUGAGAGGGAGCGUUGGAAAGAAGCUGGAAGGUUUUCCGAGUUGUAAAUUCUUCUCUCGAUCACAAGCUCAAGCUGGAGAACUCAAGUCUGACAGUUACCCUAUAGCACCAGAGGCGUUGUUCCCCGACUGCAUUCUGGAAAUAGCGUUGCAAUGUGUGCGACUUUUGGCAUACUAAAAGUUGAAAUUUGUUUCUCCCUUCAAGGGAAGACGUUACCUAAGGUGUAGGAUAGUAGUUUUCAGUAGGUAAAGGCUCUACAAUUUUUCAGUGUACAUUAUUUUAAAUCGUAAGGUGAAUUUCGAUGGGCGCAGUCUUUUGCUUUCACUAUAGGUGAUUCCGACUAAAUUACUCACGAAAUGGGGCAGAGUACGCGUGCGCCUUUGUCCCCAUUUGUUCAUUAGAACUUAGAUUUGAUUUCCUGGUCGUCGUUCUGCGUUCCACGUCUCCAUCUCUCACUAUCUUGCAAAAUGAUUCCUUUCUAGUGUCUUCUGUAACCAGCACACUCUGCGCAUCUAAAUGAUGAGAAAGAGGAGUCGCUGACACCACAGGAGUGCGCUGCUUGAGUAUGUCGACGAUAUGUGGAAAUAGAAUAUAUGUAGUUCGUGUGAGGUUAAUGAGCGAGAGGGGUUUUUUCUAUGCAAUUUGAUUAAUUUCACAACUUUUACGAGACAGCUAACUUUA
Molecule: messenger RNA, 2042 nt
Organism: Marchantia polymorpha subsp. ruderalis
Lineage: Eukaryota; Viridiplantae; Streptophyta; Marchantiopsida; Marchantiales; Marchantiaceae
Source: the annotation of a GenBank genome assembly